GCCACUGCAUCUACAGCUACACUGUGGCUGCACUGUGGCUCACCUCCUGAAGCCUGCCAUGGAAGUACCUAACAUCAGCGCCACUUGGGCCGUGAGCUUGCUGCGCUUUCUCGCCGUCGGUGUCGGUUGAGAUCCUCCAACGCCCACUUGCACGAGCGCUUAUAAGAGCCCUCUCUCACCUCAAUCAUGUUCUCGCUGAACCCGCAGAGUCCCAUCUCGUCGCUGGUCGGCUCUUUCGUAACCUGGAAGGCUUUUCUGCUAGCCGUGGCUCUGGGAAGCGGUGUCGGGCCGGCCUACGACACCUCGAGCACUCUGUUAGCCCCUGAGACGGCCUCUCCCGACGAACUCCUCUUCGACCUAGCCACAAAACUCACGAGAUGGGACUCAAUCUACUUCACCCAGGCCGCCCGCCGAGGCUACCUUUUUGAGCAGGAAUGGGCGUUUGGUACAGGUCUCCCAACCGUCAUCUCUUCCAUCGCCCAAGUUCUUUCUGGUCUCGGUCUCAGGACCUCUCGUCCCGUCGAGCCCCUCAUUGGAAUCUUCGUGGCCCAUGUAUCUCACCUACUCUCGGUGCUGGUCUUGUACCAGCUUGGGGUGGUCGUGUGGAGGAACCCCCGGCCAUCCUUCAUCGCGGCACUACUCCACGUCCUAUCCCCGGCCGGGCUUUUCUUAUCGGCUCCGUACGCCGAGAGCACCUUCGCGCUCCUGUCUUUUGUCGGCCACCUCUUCUUCGCGAAGGGUGUUCAAGACCAGAAGCGCACCGUCGCCCACGACGUGAGCCUGAUCGCCUCGGGCAUGUGGUUCGGGUUUGCUACCACGUUCCGCAGCAAUGGGCUGUUCAACGGGGUCCUGUUCGCCGUCGCUUUGCUGAGGGAGCUCUCGGCGCCGCCCACCCUAACGAGUAUUCGGCGACGGCUUUCUCUCAUCCUCGGAGGUCUCGCGGUGGCAACCGGGUUCGUAGUGCCCCAGGUCGCCGCCUAUCAGGCCUUCUGCUCGAUUCCGUCCCAGGCAUCGUUACGGCCUUGGUGCACGAACUAUCUUCCAAGCAUAUAUUCCUUUGUACAAGAACGGUAUUGGAAUGUCGGUUUCCUUCGUUACUGGACUCCAUCAAACAUACCCCUGUUCCUCCUAGCUACUCCUAUGCUCUGCUUGCUCAUGAAAUCGGGACUGGUAUUUAUCCAGGAGCCGUUAAACCUUACGACCGAGGAGUCCAGACCGGCGUACAUGGCGAAUACGACGGUAUUAGUCCGGUCCAUGGCCCUGUCCCAACUCAUCGUGGCCAUUCUAGCCAUCACAAAUUACCAUGUCCAAAUCAUCACGAGGAUCUCGUCGGGCUAUCCACUCUGGUACUGGUGGCUGGCGGGGAUCAUCAGCGACAAGAAGACGUCCACGUUUGGCAGCAACGUAGUGAGGUUCAUGGUCAUAUACGCCUCCAUCCAAGGGGUCUUGUAUGCCUCCUUCCUCCCACCAGCAUAGUAUGCAAGGUCUACACAAUGGCUGUGUUCUCUCCAAUACGCCUAUAUACGAUAAUAGUUCUCUCUACCAUCCUCCUCUACUAUUCAACAACUCGAAACUCGAAGUGUUUAUUCAUCCUGUGUGUCCUGCAUGAAAUAGCAAGGGGUCUAGAGCCAACUAUGGA
Messenger RNA from Durotheca rogersii, 1639 nucleotides. RefSeq names its product glycosyltransferase family 76 protein. NCBI's taxonomy places the organism in Eukaryota, Fungi, Ascomycota, Sordariomycetes, Xylariales, Xylariaceae. The record is from RefSeq and is a predicted model, not a curated record. Gene Ontology annotation, biological process: GPI anchor biosynthetic process. The transcript has 3 exons. Gene Ontology annotation, cellular component: endoplasmic reticulum membrane; mannosyltransferase complex. The coding region runs from base 187 to 1476 and encodes 429 amino acids. Gene Ontology annotation, molecular function: GPI mannosyltransferase activity; alpha-1,6-mannosyltransferase activity.